AACUUUAGGAUAGAGUCCAUUUCUUGCCUGAUCAGCUCCUCCCAAAGCUCUAGGAUUUGGUUCCAUUCUUGCACAAAUCAUGAAUGAAAUCAGAAAAUUGAAGCGCGGGAUCAGCACCAAACGAGGUGAUCACCCCGUCCAAAAUGGCCAAAAUCCAGUCGAUGAAUGGGAGGAGCAACAACGAUACUGGCCUUCGCCACGGGCACCGCCGGUGAGUCCGAUGGGAUCGCCGCGGACCCCAAAUGGGAGCCAGAAGAAGCCAGUUCUCGGCAAGGUGAAGAGCAAGGCUAAGAAAUGGAUGCACCUGCUGCAUCACAAGAAGAAGCCGCAAGAAGACAUGAUGUGGACCCCCCGAGCAGGACCCAGUGCAGACGACAGCAAGGAGCACAACGAUGCAGACUACGGAUCCCCAAGCACAGCUCGACAUCCCCAUUCCUCGUGUGAAUCAGCAUGUGCACCUGAGGUUUUCUUGGAAGCAUCAUCAAGGCAGAAUUCCCCACUCCCGAGCCCAACUGCACACAAGGAGCAACCAUACUUCAAGGUCAGCAGCAGGUUUGAGUCAGAAAUGAAGGAAGCCAAUGAAAUGCUGAGGGAAUCAAAGCAGCUCCGUGUCAACACAACCAAACCGAAGACUGUAACAUUUGCGCCAAUCUUAGAACAGGGGCCAGAACCUGUAAAAAAUGAUUGGCACAGCAAAGAACUGUCAGAAACAGCAACCGAGAUAUUCAGUCAUGCAUAUGCUAUAGUCUGUGAGGCAGUCCUCAGGAUGGUCUCUAUAAUCCAAGGCGCGAUGUCAUCAUAUAAUAUUGACAGAAGGCAAAUGUUAGAGAAGAUCGUAUCGUUCAAGAGAUACAUGAUGCUGAAGCUGGCACCUGGAGAAGGUGAUAAAGUACUCUCAGAAGUCAUUACUGAGGCUGUCCUCGAUAUGUUUGACGCCUGGUGUGAGAAUGUUGAGAGGCCUUUGGUACAGAGGGCAAAGGAAGUGUAUUCUUGGUUUCUGCCAGAAAGGAGAGAAGAGUUACCUCCUGUUCCACUGUCCACCCAUCCUUGUGUGUAUGAAGAUGCAGAAGAAUUUUACUCAUUAGAGAAUUGACUACGGCUUGAAGCAUGAGAUCAAGACUCUAUGAAACAAGAUAAGUAGAGAGAUGUUUACCUUACAAUGUCCGAAGACCGGAGGCGAAGACAGAGUGUUCGGCCCAAGUAUACUUUGUUCAUAGAAUUACAUCAUACCUUACAAUGGCUGCAUGUGAAACCAAAAGGAGGUUUCUGUGGCUGUGUACCAGAAACUAAUGUACAAGAUUUCAAUCUUAAGUGUCUCUUCAGAUAAAGCUCAGUAUCAGAUAUUAGAUUCACAAUCAGUGACCACAAAUUCCACAAUGUAGGCAGUACAGAAAUAUUGAAAGAAAACAAAAAUCCUCCAACUGCAGAACUACAAUUACUCUGGAAAGAAGUAUAUAUAUUUCUUUGAA
Molecule: messenger RNA, 1469 nt
Organism: Oryza sativa Japonica Group (Japanese rice)
Lineage: Eukaryota; Viridiplantae; Streptophyta; Magnoliopsida; Poales; Poaceae
Biological process (GO): response to abscisic acid
Source: RefSeq, a predicted model, not a curated record